AUGCCUGGCUUUGCGGUCGUGAACCAUUGCAUGGGCAGCGCCAGCAACGAUGACACCCGCGUGACCCAGCUCCUUCCGCGACUCCAAGAGGUCGUUAACUUUGAGAGUGGAGAGUGUAUUUGCUUGCGAUGUAAAUCUUGCUCCGGCUUCGGUGGCAAGAUGGCCUACGAAGCGGUUGACCUCUUCAACGGAGUUUGGGAGGUCUCGGAUGCCGUGAAGCUCCGCAAGCCUUCUGACACGAUGGAGUUGCUCAGCAAGAUCCCCCUGCGCGCCACCGGCUUCUGA
This is a messenger RNA of Symbiodinium pilosum, 285 nucleotides long. The record is from the annotation of a GenBank genome assembly. NCBI's taxonomy places the organism in Eukaryota, Dinophyceae, Suessiales, Symbiodiniaceae.